Messenger RNA from Microthlaspi erraticum, 549 nucleotides. NCBI's taxonomy places the organism in Eukaryota, Viridiplantae, Streptophyta, Magnoliopsida, Brassicales, Brassicaceae. The record is from the annotation of a GenBank genome assembly.
AUGGAGAUCAGUAACGAGAAGAAGAAACUCUCGAGACAAUCUUCUUCCUUCAGGCUACGAAGUCCGAGUCUAAACGCUCUCCGUCUCCACCGUAUCUUCGACCUGUUCGACAAAAACAGUGACGGAUUCAUCACCGUCGAAGAGCUGAGCCAAGCACUCUCACGACUCGGUCUCGACGCCGACGUAUCCGAGCUCAAAUCAACCGUCGAGUCAUUCAUCAAACCGGACAUAACCGGACUCCGGUUCGACGAUUUCGCAGCGCUACACAAAACCCUAGACGAGUCUUUCUUCGGAGGAGACUGCGAGUGCGUCGACGGAUCUCCUGAAUCAGAUCUCGAAGAAGCUUUCAACGUGUUUGACGAAGACGGUGACGGAUUCAUCUCCGCCGUGGAGCUGCAAAAGGUUCUGAAGAAGCUUGGACUUCCUGAAGCAGGAGAGAUCGAACAGGUGGAGAAGAUGAUUGUCUCUGUUGAUAGCAAUCACGAUGGUCGCGUUGACUUUUUCGAGUUCAAGAACAUGAUGCAAACAGUUCUUGUCCCUUCCGCUUGA